This is a messenger RNA of Mya arenaria, 1293 nucleotides long. RefSeq names its product myosin light chain kinase, smooth muscle-like. The record is from RefSeq and is a predicted model, not a curated record. Lineage: Eukaryota; Metazoa; Mollusca; Bivalvia; Myida; Myidae. The transcript has 7 exons. Bases 1 to 957 code for a protein of 318 amino acids.
AUGAUACUUGAAGACGAUGUAACGGCACCGCAUUUCGACGGCGAUCUAAGCCCAAAGACGUUAACGGACGGCGAGAGGUUGACGUUGAGAUGUAACGUGUCCGGGAAUCCUGAACCUGACGUCGAGUGGUUCCGUGACGGACAGAACGUGAAGCUGAUUGACACCAUCACGACGAAGAACCGGGCGGGUCUGUGCUCCCUCUCAGUUAUCGAGGUAACAGGGGUUGAUGCCGGGGAGUACAAAUGCAUCGCCAUAAACGACGGCGGCCGGGCUGAGGUCAGCGCCAGAGUCAAUGUACAAAGCGGUGUCCGUCUGGCGAAGGCGCCCGCCCCAGACCAGCCACUGUUUGUCCGACCACCUCAAGGCUUAUCCGUGGCGGACGGAGAACGGGCCGUCAUAGAGUGUCGGGUCAAAGGAAAUGCGGAGUUGACGUGGUACAGAGGGAACGAGGUAAUACCUCAUAAUGACGAUUUCCGGUACGAGGCUUCCGGUGAAGUCCGGCGGCUUGUGAUCGCCGAGGUGUUUCCAGAAGACAGCGGGGUGUACCGGGCCGAGGCCGCGAACGAGUCGGGCACUGCAACCAGUUCCUUCACUAUCCAUGUCAAUGUUCCGGAAGAGGAACCGUUGGGGCCGGUAUUCCUCGAGUUCCCGCGAUCCCAGCACGUUGACGAGGGGGCAAAGGUCGUCUUCACCUGCGCCCUGGAUGAGGCCCACACAGUUACGUGGUUGAAGGGCUCUCAGGUACUGGAUGACAGCGGGCGGUAUCGGAUCUCGUUUGGGGACGGCCGCAGCAGCCUCACCAUACCCGCCGCUCUAGCCCCGGAUGCCGGCGUCUUUUCGGUAGAGGCCAACAACCACCGAGGGAACAGUCUGUGGACGUUUACGUUGGGCGUAUUUGUGAGUUCCUCGCCGUGUGCUGACGUCGACGUUGUAAAGCUGAUCAAGUCUAUCCAGUGACGUCACUACUGUACUUAUGACACUAACCGCUGAGUGCAUCCAAAACAAGAUACUACAAGUGUUAGCCGCUUUCAAGAUGAUUUAAUACCAGCAUAAAAACAUUGUAUUUGCAAUUAAAUCAAGUAUGCACGAUCAACGAAGAUUAACAGCGUCAUGUUACUCAAAGUGUGGAUGAUUGAAAGAAACUGUGCUGUUUUACUCAUGUAUCUGAACCAUUUUGAAACUGUUCAUUUAUUUCGUGUAUUAUUUUGUGAUAUUUAACGUGUUUGCUUGCUUUCUUUGCCCAUAAACCUGUAAACGAUACAUGCUGCUUUUUGUAUUAAACGUUAUAUGAUU